GUGAGUCACUUUUUUUUUUUUUUUUUUUUACGACAACAGAUAUUUAAAGUGGCCAAACAUUUUCACCAGUGAUCCAAAGUGUUUACUGAAGCUUCAGCAAUGGUCCAGGAAAGUGUUCAGAUCAAGAGGCGUGGUGCCCAUGACUUCACGGAAUACUACACUUAUGCCUGCACUCGACAGGAAUCCAUCCCCCUCACUGCUGUCAAAAUUCACAUCGACAAAGGCAUUCUGGACUUCAAUGGAGACAGGGUCAAGUUAGCAGAUUGGCCUCCCAUCCUGGACUCCAUCUCUAUCAAUAAGCACCUUCACCACAUUGCAAUUACUAGUACAUACCAGACAAGCCACGGGUGUGGAGAUGCAGAUAGAAGGUACUACAAGCCAGUGUUCAGGAAGAAGAUCCCAUCGAUCCGUUCUAAGGACAUGACAUUCAAGUUGUGUAAAGCUCUGAAGGAGUGUCUGUCUAUUUCUCCCAACCUGAAGACUUUAAAGCUUAAUGGACUUCCGCUGAGGGAAAGAGACCUUGUCAACUUGACAAAGGGUUUAGCAAAAAGUGUUUCCUUGGAAGCUCUUUCCCUGGCAAACUGUCCUCUUGCAGAUGAGGGCUUGGAGGUCAUUUGCCAAAGUGUGAAAUACUCUACAAGAAUCAAAGAAAUAGAUUUCACCGGAUGCAAUAUCACAUGGAGAGGAGCUGAGCAUCUUGCCAACAUCAUCCAGCAUCAGGGAAUGCAGAGGCAUGGCUGCGUAUGGGCACAGUCCUUGCGGUAUCAACAACCCAUAUAUGAGGGUAUGGGAGGUCUCCGCCGCCUCACCCUGAACUGUAACACUUUGAUUGGGGACCUGGGUGCUGCUCGUCUUGCACGUGAAUUGGCUGAAGACCUCUGGGUUAAAGCUGUGGACCUGCAGAAAUGCGGUCUUUCCAAUCGAGGAGCAUGUCAUCUGCUGGAAGUCUUGAAGACAAAUUCUACUCUCCGCGUACUGGACAUCCGUAAUAACCCUUUAGUUGACAAUUCCCUAAUUAAGACUAUAAUAGAGAAAAUACUAAUGAAGGCUGAAGAACGAGCACCAGAGUACUGCUGGAUCAACAAAGAGUCACCAAAGGCUUCUGCUACUAAGCGGCGAGUGGUGUCCAGUGCAUCCACAGAGAGAACAGCUUCUCAGAAAAGGACCUCCACUGAAGAUGAAGGCUCAGUUGCUGUUCUUCAUCACCAAUCCACUUCCCGCUGCAGACAAGUGCCCCAUCAUUCUGCUGCACGUGCUGGACGCCAGCGAGGCUUUCCUCCUGCAGAUGCGAAGGAUCACAGUUUCCCGGUAAUGCAGUACGGAGCCAGUCAGCAGUAUCUUCAAGGCCAAGCUCCGUCCACUGUGAGGGUUACGUUUGCGUCUGAUUCAGAGGAAGAGGACGGUAAUGAGGAAGAGGGCAAGGCAGUGGUGGCGGGGGAUCAAAAGCCAUUUAAUCGAAGCCACCAGGACAGUGUCAAUGAACGACGGCUGGAAUGUAUGCAGAUGGCGCUACAUGAAUGUCGUUUGCGAUUGGGAGAGGAGCGCAGGGCUAGACUUAAAGCCGAAUCGUUUCUCAGAGAGUUUGAGUUGGAGAAUGCUCGUCUGCGUGAGAACAACCUCUCCUUGUCCAAGGCGCUCGAAGCCACGGGCUCUGCGCUACCGGACCGCCGCGGCCUUGAAGAUGAAGACGUGCUGGAGAGCAUCGAACGCUCGUUCACCAAGUUCCACGCUUUCCUGGAUCUCGUCAAGGAUGCUGGCCUUGGUCAGCUUGCAUCAAUGGCUGGAAUCGACACGACAGAUUUCCUGCCUUUGGGAAGACCACAGCUCUCUUCCACACUGGGACACGGAACCCAAUUGGAUGGAGCAGCAUGCGGUGGACACCAUUGUCAUGAUAUUCCGGCGCAAAAUCCUGUUUUGGCCGCCAGUGCUCAUCCUGAUGGCGUAGCUGACAUCAGCACUUCUAAAUCUCCGUACUCUGUCACUAAGCCUGUGCAUCAAGAGGGGCCGCUCGAUGUGACCUUCCAGCAGGCUGCUGAAGCACACGUGGACUUAAGUCUUCUGAGAGAACAGGAGCCAGAUGAGUUCUCUAAACCCGAAACCCAACGUGACUCCGGUUCAGAGCAGAGCUUCGCUAGCCAGAGAUCCCACCGUGAAAGUCUGACUCGGGGAAAUCGCCCAAGCGGGACCCUCUGCGGCUCCCAUCGUAGUAACGGCUUCACUUCCAGUCACAGCAAUUCAUCCAAUAGCUGCAGCUCCCAUGGCAGAUGGAGCGCAGGCGAUAUCAUGAGAGACAUUGUAAGUAAUAAGAUGCAGUCAGCAGGCUCGCGGAAGCUAGUGGUCAUACAAAGGUCUGGGUCAGAGGGCAAGGCCAGUCCGGGGACGGAGAUUCUGGAGAAGAUCAGAUCUCUGGCGGCUCUGCAAGGAUGCUCGGAUGGUGAAUAUUUCUAGCAUGACAGACUCUUUGGCAGCUCUUUUUCAGGUUAUUUACUUGAAGAAAUUACAACUCUAUAUUUUAAUUGGAACUUUAAAAUUUUGGAAGACUCUCAGGCCUCCAGGGGAACCUUUUCAUCAAGUGUUGAUCUCAAAUGUGCAUCAGACCAAUGAAAAACACAAAUAUUUUACCCUUAGUAGUAGUUUUUUUUAUUUUUUAUUUUUUUGCCAAAGCGUAUUAAGACAAGUUUUGCUAUUACAACACAUAUUUUUUUACAGCAGUUUCAGAAUUCACCAACAAUAGUAUAUGUCCUUAAUUAUUCAUUAUGUUCUAGAUUACUGUUAUAAUUCUGCAUUGUGAACCUAACCAAACCUCUUAUCACUCACAAAAAAAACCCCCAAAAAAACAA
Molecule: messenger RNA, 2840 nt
Organism: Phyllopteryx taeniolatus (common seadragon)
Lineage: Eukaryota; Metazoa; Chordata; Actinopteri; Syngnathiformes; Syngnathidae
Gene: cep78
Product: centrosomal protein 78
Exons: 16
Coding region: 100-2448 (782 amino acids)
Cellular component (GO): centrosome
Molecular function (GO): protein binding
Source: RefSeq, a predicted model, not a curated record